This is a messenger RNA of Marchantia polymorpha subsp. ruderalis, 2381 nucleotides long. The record is from the annotation of a GenBank genome assembly. NCBI's taxonomy places the organism in Eukaryota, Viridiplantae, Streptophyta, Marchantiopsida, Marchantiales, Marchantiaceae.
UCCAUCUUUGUCUGUAAGCCAGUCGGCGCUUCCCUGGUCUUGUUUUUUGAGAUCCUUAACGUGGAGCGGCCUAGUUCGAUAUCUCCUCAAGUCGAGGUUCUUUCAGAAAGGGCAUUCGAUCAUCCCAACAUCACACUCCACUUCGAGCUUUCGGACGUAUUACUUGAUACGUGGAAAGAUAGCGAUGUCUUAUUCUGCGCCUCCCGUGAAGUUCACCGAUCAAGGCACCAAGGUUGUACUCGACAACGGAAUCGUCAAAGUUACAAUAUCGAAGCCCGCAGGUCUCGUAACCGGUAUCAGCUAUGGAGGAAUUGACAACGUCCUCGAGACCCUUGAAAGCGAAACAAGUCGAGGAUACUGGGAUAUGAACUGGAGCGAAACAGAUGGAAAAGACAUCUUCACUGUACCAUUUGGAGCCGAAUUCAAGUUGAUCUACUCGGAUGCUGAUAAGGUUGAAGUUUCAUUCUUCCGGCCAUUUGACCCCAAUCGUGUUCCACCCAUGACACCGUUCACUAUCGACAAAAGAUUUGCCAUGCUACGUGGAUCUUCGGGCUUCUAUUCAUAUGGUAUAUAUGACCGGCAGGCCGGAUGGCGAGAUUUCAACUUGAAUCAAACCCGAAUCGUGUUCAUGCUUCGCAAGGACAAAUUUAACUAUAUGGCCCUGGAUGACAAGAAGCUCAGGCUCAUGCCUUCUCCUGAUGACUUAUCUCCUGAGCGAAGCCAACAGCUGGCGUACAAAGAAGCCCAUCUUCUUACUGACCCGAUCGAGCCUUCGUUAAAAGGGGAGGUCGAUGACAAAUAUAUGUAUUCUUGUGACAACAAGGACAACAAAGUCCACGGAUGGAUGUCUGAAGCGGACAUGGUUGGAUUCUGGAUGAUCACACCCAGUAACGAGUUCAGGAACGGAGGUCCCACGAAGCAGGAUCUAACAUCCCACACUGGCCCUGCAUGUCUAUCUAUGUUUCACAGUGCACAUUACGCCGGUAUUGAGUUAUGUCCUCAAUUUCGAAAUGGAGAAGCUUGGCGGAAGGUCUUCGGUCCAGUGUUUAUAUACCUCAACUCAAAGCCUGGGGGAACUGAUGUGCGCGCUCUAUGGGAUGAUGCAGAACAGAGAAUGCUUGCUGAAGUGAACGCUUGGCCGUAUACAUGGCCCUCCUCUCCAGAUUUUGCCAAGGCGAAAGACAGAGGUCAAGUGUCAGGACGGCUUCUUGUUCGUGACAAGUAUGCUUCGCCAGACAAACUGCGUUCGGGCACAGAAGCAUUUAUAGGGCUGGCGAUGCCUGGAGAAAAAGGAUCAUGGCAAAAGGAAAGCAAGGGCUACCAGUUCUGGACCCAAGCUGACAAGAAGGGAUACUUCACCAUUAAAAAUGUUCGUGCGGGAACGUACGAUCUGUACGGCUGGGUGCCAGGAACUGUCGGAGACUACAUCCGAGAAGGCGAUCCAAUCACUGUCAAAGCAGGUGAUGACCUCCAAUUGGGCGGUCUGACGUUCGAGGCUCCAAGAUAUGGACCGACUGUUUGGGAAAUCGGAUACCCUGAUCGGAUCGGUUCCGGCUACAUUCCCGACCCAAAUCCGCUCUACCCGAACAGGCUGUUCGUGAAUUUCGAGAAGUAUCGCAAUUACGGACUCUGGGCUAGGUACGCCGAGCUGUACCCGACAUCCGAUCUGGUGUACACGGUGGGAGUGAGCGACUGGACCAAGGACUGGUACUUUGCACACGUGGCGCGGAGGAACGCCGCCGAUGGAACGUACAAACCCACGACUUGGCAGAUCAAGUUCAGCCUUCCCUACUUCGACGCGAGUCUCGGUGCCUACAAGCUGCGCAUAUCGAUCGCCACGUCAAAUCAAGCCCAAGUCCAGGUGAAGGUCAAUGAUCCGGCGUCGUCGGUUGUCUUCGACACAGGGCUGAUCGGCAGAGAUAAUACUCUUGCACGGCACGGCAUCCAUGGCAUCUACAUGCUCUUCGAAGCGGAUAUUCCAGCAACCAGCCUCGUCAAAGGAGACAACACCAUCUAUCUCACUCAGAGGAGAAAUGCGGGUCCAUUCAACGGACUUAUGUACGAUUACUUGCGCCUGGAAGCGCCACCGAGUUAGAUCUUUCUAUAAUUCCCCUGGAUCCGAAAUACUCUUGGCAUUCUUCCCGAUUCAAGUACUUUAUUUACGUUCCUACAUGGCGAACGGGUUCUACCACAUUGAUCAGUAAUAUCAUAGGGGCAUGGACUAUAGCGAACAGUUGCCCAAGUUCUUCUGUGUUUUCGCAUUUGGGUUAGAGGGCUUGUGAAUAGAGUAGCCCUUGAAUAAUAUCCCCGAAAAAAAAUCUAGUGGAACUUUUACCUUUUUGUAAGAUCUUCUUGAACAUUCCUAUGGAAAUAAAUCAGGA